Messenger RNA from Trichoderma citrinoviride, 594 nucleotides. RefSeq lists its product as hypothetical. The record is from RefSeq and is a predicted model, not a curated record. Bases 1 to 594 code for a protein of 197 amino acids. Lineage: Eukaryota; Fungi; Ascomycota; Sordariomycetes; Hypocreales; Hypocreaceae. The transcript is spliced from 3 exons.
AUGCAGACUGCCGGGGGCCUGAUACGAGUUGCGAGCUCGCUAAUACCUGUGAUGACCUGCUGCUACGAGGUCAAGAUAUCGUACCAAAGCCAGGCGAAGGAUGCCAAACGCGACACAGACCGAGGACGGACGACAGGCCAUCUUCAGUUCCUAUUCGAUGGCACUCCCUUGGUCGAACAGUUCCUAGCAGCUGCGAAACACCUCGUGCACGGCAUGCCACAUAGAGUUCAGGGCGCAUCCAGCAGGACAUGCAGACUGUCAGUUAUUCCGAGGGAGGGCAUUCGAAGAGCGAGCCUAAGAAGAGAGCGUGGAUGCAGAGUUUCCGCUCGAAGCUCGACCCGGUACCUCGACACCGCGAAUGUGGAGCAAGGGUACCUGGGGCCUGCCCAUGCCGACGACGUCACACCUCCAUCCGUUGACUCGCCCACAUUGGAUGGGCAACCGUGUGCGGCCCAGGCACAUCUGCGGCAGUCCAGUGGGCAGGGCAAGGUCCAGGCGACUUCGCUCAGGGCUGGGCUGGGCUGGGCUGCUGGAGCGGAUAGGUGGCCGUCUGGUGGCUGCUUCGGCCUCUGGGGCUGGGCUGCGGCGGCCUAG